Messenger RNA from Pungitius pungitius (ninespine stickleback), 3277 nucleotides. Its product is annotated as calcium/calmodulin-dependent protein kinase type 1D. Gene Ontology annotation, molecular function: calmodulin binding; ATP binding; calcium/calmodulin-dependent protein kinase activity. Gene Ontology annotation, cellular component: intracellular anatomical structure. Gene Ontology annotation, biological process: peptidyl-serine phosphorylation. NCBI's taxonomy places the organism in Eukaryota, Metazoa, Chordata, Actinopteri, Perciformes, Gasterosteidae. The transcript has 13 exons. The record is from RefSeq and is a predicted model, not a curated record. Bases 1100 to 2389 code for a protein of 429 amino acids.
UGAAAAUGUGUUUUAGUCAUACUGGUGCUUUGUGAUGUCAAUACUGCAAUACUGAUUUGUUUCUUGAUCGAUUCUCUUCUAUUCUAAGAUGUAUGAGCUCAUUGUACACUUAUGCAAUUAAAAUGUGUAUUUAUAAAUACCCCAACAUAGCCUUUGUUUGAACAGGAGCAAACCUGUAGCGGUUAAGGUUUAGUUAAUUCCCUGGUCUCUUUAACUUAUGGUCUGUAUAAACAUGAAUAUACUUAUACAACUAAUAAUGUAGUUAUAUGCCAUACUGGGCCUCUAUUUGCAUUAGCUGCUGAUAUCCAGCUGUGGCAUCAAUCAUCAAGGGACCUGUCUUGUGCUACAGUAUUGCACAUCGCCAAGCCUUGCAGACUAUGAGGCACCGUUUGUAAAAUGUUGCACCUUCUAAAAAUGUUUGUAGUUUUGGUACAUUUAGUGGUAUCAUAUGAAAAAAAAGCAGGACAAUAUUUGUCACUUUUUCAAACAUUUAGAGAGAAAUUCAUGUAAAUACAUGCAAUAACUUUUCCACCGAUAAUGUUUGGCAGUAACACAAAGUUGUUAAAUAAUAUAAAUGUUUAAUCAAAAUGUAAAUGUUAAAUAUAAAUAUAAACGUUACAUGUUAUAUAUAAAUGUUAAAUGUUAUAUAUACAUGUUCAAUGUAAAUUUUAAAUGUAAAUCUAAAUGUUAAAUCUAAAUGUUAAAUGUUGAGGCCGCAGAUGGUCCGAUCUACGAGGCAGGAGGCACGAUCGCGACCGUCCGUAGAUCGGACCAUCUGCGGCCCCACACCUUUAACAUUUACAUUUAGAUUCCAACACAUAAGGUAAUAGUCAAAACCUGAUGAGAAUCAAUAGUACAAUUGGUUUAAGUGAUCUUGACUGAACAAAAUCAAUGGCAAAGAUCGUAUUUAUAAAGGGGAUCCGCUGGGGGACUAGCAUUGAGCCGUUUCCAUGAGUCUUUGAAUGUAACACGGCAGAGGCCCCGCCCCCUGCGCGUGGAAGCUUGCAGCCUUCCUUCCCCUCCGUAGGUUCCCCUCGGUACCUCAGCACUACCAGUACCUCACCGCUCCUCAGGAGUCUACGGAAACGUCAGAGCCAAGAUGGGGCGGAAGGACAUCAUCUGCAGCUGGAAGAAAAGCACUGAUAAUAUCAGAGAUGUGUUUGACUUCAAGGGGAAAAUGGGAUCGGGGUCUUUUUCAGAAGUGUUUAUGGUCAGAGAGAAGACAACAGGAAACAUGUACGCCCUAAAGUGCCUGAAGAAACAACACCUCGCUCACAGCAAGCUCGAGAACGAAAUCAAUGUCCUGAGAAGGAUACAGCAUGAGAACGUGGUGGGACUGGAGGAUUUCUAUGAGAGUCGAACACACUAUUACCUGGUCAUGCAACUAGUAUCUGGCGGGGAGCUGUUUGAUCGCAUCAUAGAUAGGGGGGUUUACACUGAGAAGGACGCCAGCACAGUGAUCCAACAGGUGCUGCAGGCUGUCAGCUACCUGCACCAAAACAGCAUCGUACACAGGGACCUGAAGCCAGAGAACCUUCUGUACUAUAAUACAGAUAAGAAUUCAAAGAUCAUGGUGAGUGACUUUGGUCUGUCUAAGACGAUGGAGCACGGUGUGAUGUCUACAGCUUGUGGCACACCAGGAUAUGUUGCCCCGGAGGUUUUGGCCCAGAAGCCCUACAGCAAAGCAGUGGACUGCUGGUCCAUUGGAGUUAUCACUUACAUCCUGCUCUGCGGCUACCCUCCAUUCUUUGAAGACAACGAGACUCGUCUGUUUUCAAAGAUCAUGAGAGCUGAUUACGCCUUCCAUUCACCUUUCUGGGACGACAUCUCCGAGUCAGCCAAAGACUUCAUCAGGAACAUGAUGGAAAAAAACCCAAAGAAACGCUUCCUCACCGAGCAGGCUCUCAGACACCCAUGGAUUGCGGAGAAUACGGCUAAAGACGUGGACAUUUAUCAGUCUGUCUCUGAGCAGAUAGAGAGGAACUUCUCCAAAUCCAAAUGGAAGCAAGCCUUCAACGCAGCCUCAGCCAUCCACCACAUGAAGAAGCUGCAGUCAUCCCUCAGUGAGCCGUGCCCCUCACACCUCACGGCCAACAUCACGGAACAGGCCUCCCAGAAGGACCCGGAGGCGCUGGGGCAGCGCCAUGACAAGACUGAUGCCUUUGACCCGAAUAGGAACCCCCUUCAGCCAUCCUGCAGCACUCCUGAGUGUCCACCGCUGAAAGCCAAUCACAGUGAGCUUGACUCCGCCCUCCACUUUGAUGGGCAGAGAAAGGUCAAGAACUUCCCACUAGAGGUUGACACUGCUUUCAGGACAUCUAAGAGUAUGGAUGAUGUGUCCCAGAGGAAGGAGCAGCCGCUUCAGUCUGGAGUGUGUUCUGUCAUGUGAUGGCUGUCUCACCCCAGAAGAAUCUCAUGCAGUUUGUCUGUUGAGCUGACAGCGCUCAGUGACGUCCCUCUGGAUAUGACGGUGCUCUGCUGCUCAGCGUUUGAACGUCUGCAGUGGUUCUGUCUUGUGAAACGCACACGGCAUAUCUGCACUUUAACGUGGAAGGGUUACGUGUCUGUAAUCCACAGCCCCUUAAACAGGAAUUCAGCGAUUAGAAUUCAUACAAGCUGUGUCACAUAGAUGACAUUUAGUCAUAUAACUAAAUACUUUUAAAAUGCUUUGGACUCUAAAGCAUUUUAAAGUUGAGAAGAUGAUGUUAUCGUUGUAUGAAAAAUUGAAUUGAAUGGCUUGAACGUUGCAUAAAGCUGAUACUUAUUUUACAUACUGAAUACCCUGUAACCGAAUGAGGGAAUUUACCAUGUAUUGUUAUUUUCCUAUUUAUGCUGCACUGAUGAAUUAUACAUCCAGUUUCCUCCCUGACCUGAGAGGAUGGGUGGUUGUUUUUAUUACACAUGGAGCCAUGCAGGUGGAGUCACUGACCUCCAGUGUUUUUUGUGACGUAUACAUACGUAUAAGUCGCUCAUCAAGUGCCACAAGCUAGUAGAAAGAGUUCACAAAUGUACUGACUUGUAUGAUUAUUUUUGUAAUAUUUUCUUAGAAAGUAUGUACUAACUAAUCUUGAUGAUUAUAGUGUUUAAUAGAUCUCCAAUGAAACUUACAAUUAAUAUGCUUUAAUUUAAAUACGGUGGAUUCUGCUCAAACAAUGUACACAACAAACAAACAAAACAAAACAACGUUCGACGUACAAUUCAGUUGUGAAAUAUUCAAUAAUUCAGGUGCAAUGCGGUGGAGUGUUUUGCCGUUGAUAAAUAAAAUGUGUUUGCGGUC